This is a messenger RNA of Dictyostelium purpureum, 2467 nucleotides long. RefSeq lists its product as uncharacterized. The coding region runs from base 135 to 2318 and encodes 727 amino acids. The transcript is spliced from 4 exons. Gene Ontology annotation, biological process: phosphatidylinositol metabolic process. Gene Ontology annotation, molecular function: phosphatidylinositol kinase activity. The record is from RefSeq and is a predicted model, not a curated record. Lineage: Eukaryota; Evosea; Eumycetozoa; Dictyosteliales; Dictyosteliaceae.
GUGUUGUUAUAAAUAAAAAAAUUUAUAUAAUCAUAUAGUUUAUAAACAAUUGUUAAAAUAGUAUUAUUAUAAAAACAAAUAAUCUAUAUAGUAAUAAUACUAUAUUACUAUUAUACUAUUAAUGUUAUAACAAUAUGAGUGAAGAUAAUAACAACAACAAUAAUAUCGAUAAUAUUGAUAUUGAUAAUAAUAAUAAUAAUAAUGAAAAUAGCAAUAAUAAUAAUAAUGUUAAAGAAGAAGAAAACAAUUUAGCCUCAAAAGAAAACAAUAAUAAUAAUGAUGAAUUGGUUGAUGAAAUGGUUUCAAUUCAAAUUAAUGAAGAAAUAAGAGUAGAAGAAAAAGAAGAAAAAGAAGUAAAAGAAGUAAAAGAGGAAAAAGUAGUAGAAGAGGGAGAAGAAAUAAAAAUUGAAGAUAAUGAAGAUAAUAAAAAAGAUGAUAAAACUGAACUAAGGCAAUCAAUGUGGAUAGGAUCACAACCAAAAAAGGAUGCGGCAAGAAUUUCACCAUUAAAUUUAAGAGGUAGCAAUAAUAGUAGCGAAAAUUUAUCAACAUCAGGAAAUGAGAUUAAUAAUACUGCUUUAAAUAAAUCAUCGUCAAGUGAAAAUAUAUCAUGUAAUAAUAGUUCAUUACCAACAACACCAACUCCCUCUUCUGCUCAAUCUGCAGCAUCAGGUUUUUCAUCAUGGUGGAACGGUUUAAUUGGUAAAAAAACAGCAACUGCACCAUCAACAACAUCAACAUCAACAACAUCAACAACAUCAACAACUAUAGUAUCAAAUAAUGACGAAGUUGAAGAUCAAAUUUUUACACAUUCAUCAAUUGAUUCAGCAACAACUAUAGUUAGAGAAGGUUAUUUAAAUAAACAAGGUCACUUACGGAAGAAUUGGUUAUGUAGAUAUUUUAUAUUGACAGAGACAUCUUUAGAGUAUUAUAAAGAUAAAGGAUCACAAUUUUUAAAUAGAAUUCCAUUAUCGGAAUGCACCAUUCAAAUGGCUGAAAUCGAAAUAAAAAAAUCAUUGUGUUUCAAAAUAACUCAUUUACCAACAAAAAGACCAUUUUACUUAUUCUCAAAUGAAAGAACCAAUACCACAGAGUAUGAAAGAGACUCUUAUGAAUGGAUAGGAUCAGUUCAAGAAGUGAUAGAUAAACAACAGAAUUUACUCAAAGCUAGCACCGUAGAUAGUCUGGAUUCAUCGGCCUCAAUUGUAACAGAAACUCACAAGAAUUAUGAAUUGGUACAUUGUAUGUCUCAUGCACUCUUAUUUUCAUUGGGUAAAAUUUCAGCAGCACCAAUGUCUGAUUUAUGUAUGGAAGAUUUUCAAGCAUCAGAAACUUUUAAUGUCAAUAAAGAAGUAUCGCUGCCAUGCACACCAUUAUCUACAUCACCAUCUGUUAGUGGCUCAGCUAUACCAAAUAUGACUACAACCUCCACAAGCGCUUCAAUCAAGUCUCAAUUCUCAUAUAAAUUUACAGACUAUUCACCUAAAGUAUUUAGAAAAAUUAGAGAGCUUUGUAAAGUGAAUUCUGCAGACUAUAUGUUAUCAUUGGCCCAAAAUACUUUAACUGAAGAACCAACCCAAGGAAAAAGCAAUUCAUUAUUUUAUUUUACCUCUGAUAAAAAACUAUUAAUUAAAACAAUUACAACAACCGAAUUUGAACAUUUAAAGUCAUUAUUACCAAACUAUUAUUUCCAUUUAUUACAAAAUCCAGAUUCAUUAAUAGUCAAAUUCUAUGGUUUACAUUAUAUCUCACCAUCAAAAAUGAAAAAUACAUUUUUUGUAGUAAUGGACAAUAUUUUUGGUGAUCAUCAAAUGGAUGAAAUUUAUGACUUGAAAGGUAGCACUUUACAAAGAAAAGCUGAAGAAGGUAAAAGAGUUUUAAUGGAUUUAGAUUUUAGCUCAAGAAUUUUUAUUUCAGAAGACAUGAAAAAUAAAUUUUUUAAACAAAUUGAAAAUGAUUGUAAUUUUUUAGAAAAAAAUAGCUCAAUGGAUUACAGUUUAUUAUUAGGUAUACACUAUUUAAAAGGUAAAAAAAUUAAUGAUGAAGAUAUUGAUGAUCAACAACCAUUCUUUAAAAAAGAAAUGGGUGGUAUUUUAUCAAGAACUGCAAGUGGUGAUCUUUAUGAUAGAGUUUAUUAUUUAGGUAUUAUUGAUAUUCUUACAGUUUACAAUAUUAAAAAGCAAAUAGAACACACCUACAAAUCAGUUGCCUAUGAUACCAUCGAUUCAAUGUCUGCUGUUGAUCCAACAACAUAUAGUAAGAGGUUCAAGAAUUUCAUUCAAAAGAUAACUGGUUGGCACAAUAAAACACAACAAUAAUUUAAAUAUAUUUAUCAGUAUUUUUAAUUGUAAUAAAAAUGUAAUAAAUUUUAUUCAUAAAAAAAAAAAACAAUUUAAUUAAAGAUAAUAAUAAUAAUAAAUAAUAAUAAUUAAUACUAAAUAAAUAUAACUUUAAAAAAGUUUUUCUU